Messenger RNA from Epinephelus lanceolatus (giant grouper), 1447 nucleotides. It is a transcript of the gene gng13b, whose product is annotated as guanine nucleotide binding protein (G protein), gamma 13b. Lineage: Eukaryota; Metazoa; Chordata; Actinopteri; Perciformes; Serranidae. Gene Ontology annotation, molecular function: G-protein beta-subunit binding. Gene Ontology annotation, cellular component: heterotrimeric G-protein complex. Gene Ontology annotation, biological process: phospholipase C-activating G protein-coupled receptor signaling pathway; sensory perception of taste. The record is from RefSeq and is a predicted model, not a curated record.
UGUAAACGCAUCCUCGGGGAACACACACACACACACUCUCUCUCUCUCUUUCUCUGUGUCACGCGCACACGCACGGGCUCAUAUAGGAGGAGGCUCCCAGCAGAGCAGCAGGCAGUGAACGGCGGAGCGCGCACCGGACCAGCUCGUUAACUUGUCCCUUCCUUCCUCAUUCUCGGGCAUCUGCAGCCACAAACCGGACUACCGGGCAGACUACCGGCCACAGAGAGCCUCCACCGGCACAGCAGACAGCCUCAGACCGCUCGUCAUCGUCUGUUUGACUCCGGAGACUGCGGAUUUUAUCCUUCAUCUCUUCCCGUGGAUACCGAGAGUGCGCACCGCCUCCCCGACACACGCAAAGUGUCCAGACAUUAAGUCUGCUCAUAUUUAUUUUACAGCUGGGAAAUAAAAGCCUGUGUCCGUGUGUCGGUUCCGCUGUCUUCUCUACACCCCCCUCCGGUUUAACUGCACCGGUCAGACUUGGAAAGAGCAACAGCCUCCACCGGCGCAUCAGUGAGGUAGAAAAGCCCUACAUCAAGCUGCAGCCAUGGAUGAGAUGGACCUGCCCCAGAUGAAGAAGGAGGUGGAGAGCCUCAAGUACCAGCUGGCCUUCAAACGAGAGAAGUCCUCCAAAACAGUGACUGAUUUGGUAAAGUGGAUAGAGGACGGCGUCCCAGAGGACCCCUUCCUGAACCCGGAGCUGAUGAAGAACAACCCGUGGGUGGAGAAAGGGAAGUGCAUCCUUCUCUAGAAGAAAACCCAUCAUCCUGCCACGACCUUCAACUCCAACCACGCUGACCCACACACACACCUACAGAUGACCCCUGAAGGACAGCUCCUCCUAACCUCUCACCGUGAAUGUACAACCGCUGAUGUCCCCGAAACACACACUCCAACAAGGGCAUAGAAACACACACUGACAGAGACACACACUCCAAACUUUGGGUUUGUCCCUGACUGCCACACGUUCACUGCAAGUUUUAUUCCUGCCACGGCAUUGUUACUAUGAUAUAUGAGGAUGAUGAUGAUCAGUACUGCUAUUACAUGUCUCUGUAUGAUAUAUGAUGACUUAUUUAUGCAGCUGCCAGCCACACGCUUUCUACUCUUCUUCUUCUUCCAUUUCUGAUGAGUUGUAAUAAACUGUCGUCACGUUCUCACUGCCAGACUGACUCCAGAUCUGCUGGAGGAAUUCUGUUCAACACUGAGAUUAGGGUUGCGGCGAUAUAUCGGUUUCAAGGUAUAUCAUAAUAUAAAAGUUGACGGUUAUCAUACCGUGUACUUUAUCUAGGAUACUGGAAAACAAAGAAUCUUAACUUUAUUUUAGUUAUUUUUUGACUUCUUAAACAAACUUACGAUAACAAAGUGGUUCCAAGUUUUAAUUAAAGUAAUAAAACGUUUGUUCAACCAAAAAUAAUCCUUACAUUUUCAUUAUUUAAAUGGUCAUUCUGAC